Glycine soja is the source of this 1071-nucleotide messenger RNA. Its product is annotated as signal recognition particle receptor subunit beta-like. The transcript is spliced from 6 exons. Gene Ontology annotation, biological process: protein targeting to ER. Gene Ontology annotation, cellular component: signal recognition particle receptor complex. The record is from RefSeq and is a predicted model, not a curated record. Lineage: Eukaryota; Viridiplantae; Streptophyta; Magnoliopsida; Fabales; Fabaceae. The coding region runs from base 127 to 897 and encodes 256 amino acids.
UAAUUUGAAAUUCAAACGGCAACCGCGUAGACAGGGGACAAGGCAGAUCUAUAGACUAUAGUAGUAGACCAGAAGGAAAGGGAAGGUUUCCUGCGCUGCGUGUGUUCCCUUCCCUAAGCACACCACAUGGAACAUUUGGAGCAAUGGAAACAACAAUUUCUCCGGUGGUGGCGCGUCGCAGUCCACACCGUCCCCCCAAUUCAGCUCUACGCCGUCGCCGCCGUCCUUAUCCUCACCACCGUUCUCCUUCUCUCAAUUCGCUUCUUGAAGCGCGCAAAGUCCAACACCAUUGUUCUCACUGGCCUCUCCGGCGCCGGCAAAACUGUCCUCUUCUACCAACUUAGGGAUGGUUCUAUCCACGAGGGUACCGUUACGUCCAUGGAACCUAACGAGGACACUUUCCUUCUUCAUUCUGAAACAGUCCCGAAGCGCAAGGUGAAACCUGUUUGUGUUGUUGAUGUUCCGGGACAUUCGCGGCUUCGGCCCAAGCUGGAUGAGUACUUGCCCAAGGCUGCUGCCAUUGUGUUUGUUGUUGAUGCUGUGGACUUCUUACCGAAUUGUCGUGCUGCUUCAGAGUAUCUGUAUGAUAUAUUGACCAAGGGAAGUGUCGUGAGGAAGAAGAUUCCGUUACUUAUUCUCUGCAACAAAACGGACAAAGUCACUGCUCAUUCCAAGGAGUUCAUCGGCAAACAGAUGGGGAAGGAAAUUGACAAAUUACGGGAAUCAAGAAGUGCAAUAUCACCAGCUGACAUUGCAAAUGAGUUCAACCUUGGGGUACCUGGAGAACCAUUUUCUUUCACCCAGUGCCCUAACAAAGUUAGACUUCAAGAUGCUUCUGGUCUUACAGGGGAGAUCUCUCAGUUGGAACAGUUUAUCAGAGAAUAUGUGAAGCCUUAGCUAGAUAUUCUGUAAGGAAAAUAAAGUUCUUUUAGAUGAUUGAACACUGGAUUAUAUUGAUUCAACUAAAUUGCAUAGGUACUUGCAUUUACUUGAUUGGUUCUCAAACUUCCCCAGGAGCUCAUUUACCCCCCUAAGUUGUUAUUCACUUUGCUUUCUGAUCUUUUUGGCUAA